CCGAAACGCGAUCUCAGGUGAGCACAUUUUCACGUGAAACAAACGUUGUAAUGUGAAAUCGAUUGGACUCCCGCGUCAUGAGAUCGAUAUUUGACGGUGGCAGUAACUUACGGGCAUGGCGCCGCGUGAACAGUGUGUGUGAGUGUGUGUGGGCGAUGCGGGGCACGUAGCCGCGGCAUGGAGGAGGACGAACGGCGGCUCUCGUUCCCGCCGCCGGCGCCGCUCAGUUCGCCGGGCGAGGAGAUCGACGGCUCGCGGCUCCUCGGCGAGAUCGUGCGCACCCUCGAAGCGACCAACCCGGAGGCGGCCGCGCCCCUCGUCGCGUCCCAGUCGCGCGACGCGCUCGACGUCGCGGGCGACGAUGAAGCGCGCGAGCGACCGCGGCGCGACGACCUGCGCAUCCCGCUCGAAGGCGUCACGUUCUCGAGCGAGAUCAGCGGCGCGGGUGCUGGAGGUGGAGGGGGCAAAGAGGAGCCGCGCGCGGCAGUGACGCCGUUCACGCGUGAGUCUGCGAGGCGCGCGGGCUCGCGCGGCGCGCAAUUGGUGCGUGAGUUCGGGUUCAUGCCACGGCGGCGCUUGAGUGUUGAAGAUGGUGCGCGCCUCCCGCGAAAGUACGAGCCUUUCCCCCCCAAACUGUACGGCCGGCCCCUCGAGGAAAUCGACAACUUCAUUUACGAUGAGACGUUCUGCGUGGUAUCGAAACGUUUCCGGAAGAACUACAUCCACCGGUUCACGGCGACGCGGUCGCUGUUCUGGUGGUCACCGUGGUCGCCUGUACGCCGCGCAUGCGUCUACCUCUCCACUAACCAGUACUUCGACUACUUCGUCAUGGCCACCAUACUCUUCAACUGCGUCUUCCUCGCCAUGUCGGAGACUAUCGAAGAGGCUGAAUACAUAUUCUUAGCGAUAUAUACAGCAGAGAUGAUCAUCAAAUGCAUAGCGAAAGGCUUCAUCCUGAACAAAUAUACUUACCUGCGGAACCCGUGGAAUUGGCUUGACUUCGUUGUGAUCACCUCUGGGUACGCCACGAUAGGCAUGGAGGUCGGUAACCUGGCUGGUUUGAGAACCUUUCGUGUGUUAAGGGCGUUGAAGACUGUUUCUAUUAUGCCUGGGUUGAAGACUAUCAUCAACGCGCUGCUCCACUCCUUCAAACAGCUGGCCGAAGUCAUGACCCUGACUAUCUUCUGCCUCAUGGUGUUCGCUCUGUUCGCCCUGCAAGUGUACAUGGGCGAGCUGAGGAACAAGUGUGUCAAGAACCUUGUGGUGCCGGCGGGCGAGAACUUCACAGAUGAACUAUGGGCACAGUGGAUAAAAGACCCGUCGAACUGGAUGGUGGACGACGAGGAAGUGCCUAUAAUCUGCGGUAACCUGACGGGCGCCCGUCACUGCCCGCCGCACUUCACCUGCCUCUGCGUCGGGCCCAACCCCAACCACGGCUACACCAACUUCGACAACUUCCUCUGGUCCAUGCUCACCACCUUCCAACUCAUCACUCUGGACUACUGGGAGAAUGUCUAUAACAUGGUGCUGUCGUCAUGCGGGCCGAUGUCGGUGUCCUUCUUCACUGUGGUGGUAUUCUUCGGGUCGUUCUACCUCAUCAACCUGAUGCUGGCUGUGGUCGCGCUCAGCUAUGAAGAGGAGUCACAGAUCACCCAGGAGGAAAGGAAGAAAGACCUGAAUGAGCACCGGGACGAUUCGACAUUCAGUUUCGACCCGACCUCCCUCGCCGUACGCACUCUCGCGAAGGACUCGAAGAAGCGCAUAGACGCGCGCAAGGGGCUCCUGUUGGCGUCCUACUCAAGGAAGCGUACGAGGAGACGCAAGCGCGGGCGCAGCGCCAUCCACCACGCGGCCGCGGUCGCUGCUGUUUGUGAGAAGUCUCGCUCGCGGUCCCGGUCGCGGUCGGUGACCCCAAGCUCGUCGCCGCCCCCGCCGCCGCCGCCGCCCCCGCCCCCGCCGCCACCGCCCCCGCACACUCUGCACCCUGAUAAUGCUUUAGGUCGUGGCGCCCUAAGCGCAGCAGGUCGACAACUGAGCGACCACAGCAACAACCGGGAGUCUUCGCUCGACGACUCCGGAGUGGUCGAUGAUCACGACGAGGGUGAGCACACAUCCGACGACCAAGCCACGCACCCCCAUCGCCGUGUCCUGCUGCUGCCCGCGCCGCCGCCACAGCCCCAAACUACUCCGCUACCUCACGUACAAAAAGAGAGCCAAACAAAAGCGCCAAAACUGAAGAACGGAUCAAAAGAACAAACACAUAUACAAACACAAGUAACGCACACAAAACCAGUGGAAAAAACGAAAGAAAAAAGGAGUGAAAAAGGGAGCCUCCAGGAGAAAUAUCCACUAAAUCCUGACUACCUCAACCAAAUCGUAGUUCUAGGGGCGGACUGGCCAUACAAGCGCGCGCCCGCACUCCCGCAAGCGGAGACGACGAAAAUUAAUGAGCUCAGUUUAUUGGCAGCCACGCACAAAACUCAUAUGGGCAAUUACGAGCAAAAUUGCACUUACUUCACAGAUGAACUCGUGGAUAGAAACUGUGAGUGCUGCGUCACCUGUUGCAUAGACUACGAGGGAUGGUUGCAGUUCCAGAACUGCUUGUAUGGGAUCGUGAAAGAUCCGCUGUUUGAAUUGUUUAUAACCACUUGUAUCAUAUUGAAUACGCUCUUCCUCGCUUUGGAACACCACGGCAUGAGUGAGAACGUUAGGUCGGCCUUAGAUAUAGGGAAUAAGGUGUUCACGUCAAUAUUUACAUUAGAGUGUAUCAUGAAAGUGAUGGCGAUGAGCAAAGACUUCUUUGCGUGCGGUUGGAACAUAUUCGACCUUAUAAUCGUGUCGGCCAGCCUUCUAGAUCUCAUAUUUGAGCUCGUUGAUGGCUUAUCUGUGCUGCGGGGCCUUCGUUUGUUACGAGUGUUAAAGUUAGCUCAAUCAUGGACUACAAUGAAAGUGUUGUUGAGUAUUAUAAUAUCGACUAUCGGUGCUCUCGGUAAUUUGACGUUUGUGUUAGUGAUAGUUAUAUACAUAUUUGCCGUCAUCGGUAUGCAGUUGUUUUCUAAGUCCUACACGCCUGAUAAGUUCGACCCAGAUCCUGUACCCAGGUGGAACUUCAACGACUUCUUUCACUCGUUCAUGAUGAUAUUCCGGAUCCUCUGCGGCGAGUGGAUCGAGCCUCUCUGGGAUUGCAUGAGGGCCGAGCAAGCCAGCGGGGCGGAGAGCUGCUUCUUCAUAUUCCUACCAGCAUUAGUAAUGGGGAACUUCAUGGUGCUCAAUCUCUUCCUUGCCUUGUUGCUCAAUAGCUUUAACAGCGAAGAGCUGAAGAAUAGGAAGGAGGUAAUGGAAGUUGGAGAGGAUUCAAAAUUAGCUAAAAGUUUCGAUAGAAUACGUUCUAUAGUAAGAAAAAAAGGUUUCCUUAUAUCUAGAAGUAAAGAGACUGAAAAAAAAUCUAAGUUAGAAGAGCUAGUUAACGAAUUUAUGAUACAACAUCGCGCCAUGAAGGACGAGAAAAAGUUGUCGAUACCGAGUGAGCAUAGAUACUCGUCGUCGAUACAGGAGACUGUCCUGUUCCCCCACGACAAUAUUUAUAGUCAUAGUUACCAAGAAGCAUUAAAUAGGCCAAUAUCAGUAGGUUCCGACUUCGCCUACCCACAUCUUUACCAAUCCGGCAAUAAUUUUAACCACGGCAGCCAAGAAACUUUGAAGGACGUGCGUGACUUGGCGACUGAACAUAAAAUUACGAGCAUUAGAGAGGACUCUAAGGAAAACCUCGACGAAUGUUCGCCAACAGAACAAGUUGCUGCGCAAAGGUUGUUAAACCAAAUGUCCUCUGGAUACCACACGCAGCCAUCGGAUUCUAGAGAUGAAAAAGAGGAUUAUGAGAUGGCCCAAAUGUCAAGCAAAACAACCCCAGAGAAACGGAGGAUAGGCAGGGAACCCCCAAAUGUUUUAAGUGGACGCAAGAACUCUAAGGGCGAGUACAUUGAACCGAUUGGGAGUUUUCCGGGGUUUGGAAAGCCGAAGCAGGAGAAAGUACCGCAGGAUUGCUAUCCUCGGCAGUGUUACGAUGCAUGUCCCUGUUGGGAUUCGAUGAUUGACACAAAGAUGGGUCAACGCUGGAUGCUCAUCCGCACGUUCGUCCUCCGAUAUGUGGACACUCCAGCGUUUGAGUGGUUUGUCUUAGUCCUCAUAUUCGCCUCCAGCAUCACGCUCUGCUUUGAAGACAUCCAUCUCGAGAAAAACAAGCCCUUAAAGAGAAUCCUGUACUGGACAAAUCUGGGAUUCUGUAUGAUCUUCGUCAUAGAAAUGUUUCUCAAGUGGAUUGCGCUGGGAUUCUUCAGAUACUUCACGAGUUUUUGGACGUUGUUAGAUUUUACUAUAGUUUUUGUGUCAGUAUUCAGUUUGUUAAUAGAAGAGAACGAAAAUCUUAAAGUAUUGAGAUCCUUACGCACGUUGCGUGCUUUGAGGCCCCUUAGAGCUAUAUCGCGGUGGCAAGGCAUGAGGAUAGUAGUCAAUGCCUUAAUGUAUGCUAUACCUAGCAUCUUCAACGUGUUAUUAGUUUGUUUAGUGUUCUGGUUGAUUUUCUCCAUAAUGGGAGUACAGUUUUUUGGAGGAAAAUUCUUCAAAUGUGUUGAUGAUGAAGGGGAGCUGCUACCUUUAGAGAUAGUGAAUGACAAAUGGGAGUGUUAUUACAAUAAUUUCUCUUGGGUCAAUUCCAAGAUAUCGUUUGACCACGUUGGUAUAGCAUAUCUAGCGUUAUUCCAAGUGGCAACUUUCGAGGGUUGGAUGGAAGUGAUGGCAGAUGCCGUGGACGCGAGAGGCGUUGACCUUCAACCGGCGAGAGAAGCAAAUCUUUACGCUUACAUUUAUUUCGUAAUUUUCAUAGUUUGCGGAUCGUUCUUCACUCUUAAUCUGUUCAUAGGAGUAAUUAUAGAUAAUUUUAACAUGCUCAAGAAAAAGUAUGAAGGUGGUGUGUUAGAAAUGUUCCUCACAGAAAGCCAAAAGCACUAUUACACUGCGAUGAAGAAACUUGGCAGAAAGAAGCCCCAGAAAGUGAUAAAGCGGCCAAGGAACCAAUUCCUCGCAAUGUUCUAUGAUCUGUCGAACUCCCGACGGUUCGAGAUCGCCAUCUUUGUGUUAAUCUUCUUAAAUAUGCUCACAAUGGGGAUAGAGCAUUACGAUCAACCCCAUUCGGUAUUCUUUAUUUUAGAAGUUAGUAACGCGUUUUUCACAACAGUAUUUGGUCUAGAGGCGAUAGUAAAAAUAAUCGGUCUGCGGUACCACUACUUCACGGUGCCAUGGAACGUGUUCGACUUCCUCUUGGUCCUGGCUUCGAUUCUGGGCAUCGUCAUGGAAGACAUCAUGAUCGACCUGCCCAUAUCACCCACGCUGCUGCGGGUCGUCCGCGUCUUUCGUAUAGGGAGAAUAUUAAGACUGAUUAAGGCCGCAAAGGGUAUUAGGAAACUCCUGUUCGCGCUAGUGGUAUCCCUGCCAGCUUUGUUCAACAUUGGCGCACUCCUGGCGCUGAUCACCUUCAUCUACGCCAUCAUUGGUAUGUCAGUCUUCGGACACGUCAAGGAGCAAGGCGCUCUGGACGACAUCGUCAACUUUCAAACCUUCGGAAGGAGCAUGCAGCUGCUUUUUCGUCUCAUGACAUCAGCAGGCUGGAACGACGUGCUAGAGUCCCUAAUGAUCCAACCACCAGACUGUGAGCUAGGCGACCACGGUCACAAUAACGGCAACUGUGGGAGCCCGCUCCUCGCCAUCACCUACUUCACCUCCUUCAUCAUCAUCAGCUAUAUGAUCGUCAUCAACAUGUACAUCGCUAUCAUCCUUGAGAACUUCAACCAGGCUCAUCAGGAAGAGGAAAUUGGCAUCGUCGAAGAUGACUUGGAGAUGUUCUACAUACGAUGGUCUAAGUACGACCCGCACGCAACCCAAUUCAUAAGUUUCGCACAACUCUCAGACUUCAUUGCUUCUCUAGAUCCGCCGUUAGGCAUUUCCAAACCCAAUACUGUCGCUCUCGUCAGCUUCAAUCUCCCCAUAGCCAGAGGAAACAAAAUCCACUGCUUGGAUAUCCUCCACGCUUUGGUGAAACACGUGCUAGGUCACGUUGAAGAAACAGAUACCUUCAGACAACUUCAAGAGCAGAUGGAUAUCAAAUUCAAGAAGCAGUUCCCGACAAGGAAGGAGUUAGAAAUCGUAUCUUCAACGAGGAUAUGGAAACGGGAAGACAAAGCAGCUCGAAUGAUACAGCGGACGUGGAGGGAAUAUGUCAAACGAAAGAAUAGAAGUCCCUCUAACGAAGAAGAGAGCACGAAAUGGUCCCCUGGCGGGGGUUGGGGCGGACGCCUUAGUGCAUUGUUGCACGUUAGAAGAGGAUCCCAUGCCUCCAGUAGGAAGUCUUCGAGGGCUUCAGAUGCUUCAGACUUGAGUGAGCUAGGAGGGGCGUGGCUUAACCUGCCACUCCUGUUGUUACCAGGAGCGGCGCCUGGUGAACAGGCUGCCAGUGGAUCGGAAUCGGCGCCGCCGCGCAGGAGAUCAGCGUAUGGUUUGCCUCUAUUCCUGCGUCACCAGGAUGCCGUCGACGAGGAGGGCGGCCCGAAACGCGCAGGUUCCCUUCGCGUAGCUUCGCGGCGGAACUCGGCGCGGCGCGCGACGUCGCCAGCGCGCGCGCGCACGCCGUCGCCGCACGGCAGCAGCGCCGUCAGCAUCCUCGUGACGGAGGCGUCCCCCGACGCGGGGCCGCCGCCCGCCGCGCCCCCCACCGUCGUCCGAGUGCUCGUCCACCGCGAGAGCGACGAGCGGCCCAGCUGAUCCGAGACCGAGCCCGACCCGGCUCCGACCGCUCGGACUGACCCCGUUGGCUAGUUUUAGGACACCGGACGGACUGUCGAAGAUAAUACAGAUAUUGUGUUCGCGCACGGCCGUGCCCGGUGAUAUGACGGGUAGAAUAAUUGUGAUUUUAAACCGAAGUAAACGUUAGCUUUUAACCGCGUCUAUGAAUAAAUAAAUGUUGAUGAGAGAAUCGAUGCCCCUAAAGUAGAUAGAAUUCGAUAUAGAGAGGCUGUUGUCCGACUAACGAAGCGAGUAUUUAAAUCGAAUGUUUUGUUGUGCGCGUUUAAUGAGGAAAGAACGCAAACCCUUUAUGAUUAUGAAUAGUGUUUAACGUGAGUUUGGAUGACAGCCUAACCGUGAACUUCCAAAAUUGUUGCAAUAAAGUUUUAAAUCGAUUCAUCGAUUUCAAUAAGCUUAGGUACCUAAAUUAUUAUAUCGAUAGCAAGUUUUAAAGCAUGCGAAAAUGUUAUUGUAAGAUUCAUUUUUGAAACUACGCUUGAUUAGUAAUGCAGAUUUGUUCGAUUGUAUAGCAUUUUUUUUUGUAAUUAAUUAAGUAUAAUCGAGACUUGUCUCAGAGAUGGUUGUAAAUUUUGUUGUUGUAAAUAUUAGAUAAUUUGUAUAUGAGAACGACUGAUAUGUCAUCUUAGUCGACGAUAAAUGAAACAUUACAGCGAUAGUGGCAGCUCGAAUGCGGUGAUACUCCAUUACGUAAUAAACACAAACACAGCGGACCCGGAAACCAAUACUUCGGUAACUUCGCUUAAUAUUAACUUCACGAGCUAGAAUCGAAUACAACAAGACAACCAGCAGCAAUAGAAUUAUUAGAUGAAUUUAACAAGUCAAUUUUCGCCUUUUAAUAAUAGGUAAAUAUUAAAUAAAUUGUUUUAUACAUUAGUAACACAUGUAUUUUUAGAUGUAGGCCUCUCGGUUUCGCAACGCCAUGCGCCAUUUAGUCACAUACCAUGUUUUACAAUCACACAGCCAUGCAAUGACUAAGUUCCUCAAAAACAAUAUAGAUUUUAUGAUUUUCCUUCGUUUAACCUUCUUAUUUCACGGAUAACAGACGUGCAUCUUUUAUCUUUGUUUUUGGGUAUAAAUGAUGACACCCAGGCACAAUUACACCUUCCACCCAUUAUUAUUCUGAUUAAAAUAAAGAGAAGCAAUAUAGGUAGCAACAUAAUUCUAUACAUAAUGUGAUCCAAAUAUCAAGGAACAAUUACUAUUAUAUUGUAUUUGUAAAUAAUUAUCGAAAAUGGCUAAUUUUCACGUAAAAUCUCAACAGCGCCAUCUAUAUUACUUUUGGGGAACAUAGCCUGGAAAGUCCUUCAUUUAUUGUAUAGGUACCUACAAUAAUCAUUCAGUCACAGAAACGCAAGAUAAGUCGCACAAAUCUUCAGAAUUAACUUAGUUAAAAUUACAUUUUUCAAUAUCUCUACCUAUUAGUUACAUUUUAAAAGACAAUACUUAUUCAAUUUAGGCUCUUGUAGAUACAAGUUUGUAUAGCUGCGGCUUUUUGGCCAUUAGGCUUGAGCUUCAACAUGUGUUUCAUUGAAAUACCUAUUCUCCUGUUUGUUUAUAGUCGUGUUAUAGUUUCGUAACGUUGCGCCCGUCCAUAUAAUUUUAUUUGUUAUUUUGUUGUAAAGUUAACAUUAGCUGCCAUGAAUAGUGAUGAUAAUUUAGGUGCACCAAGUGCUUUAAAAUGACGCAGUUUACAGUUACAGUAGCUUUAAAGUUGAAGAAGUUGGUUGCAGUUGUUUUAUAUUAGUAGAACUAGCAAGCUCAGCCGAUUCUCAGUAUUUUAAAGCAGUCGUAUAAUACGUAAAUUUUGUGAAGGUACGCACCGUACCAAAGAAAUUUUAAACCCCCUUUAGUAGGACCAACUUCGUCGAUUAUUUUACAACUUGUAUCUGAAUUUUACUAUUUAAUCUUGACCAAAAC
This is a messenger RNA of Pectinophora gossypiella (pink bollworm), 8772 nucleotides long. It is a transcript of the gene SC1, whose product is annotated as sodium channel protein 60E-like. Lineage: Eukaryota; Metazoa; Arthropoda; Insecta; Lepidoptera; Gelechiidae. Gene Ontology annotation, biological process: neuronal action potential; sodium ion transmembrane transport; membrane depolarization during action potential. The record is from RefSeq and is a predicted model, not a curated record. Gene Ontology annotation, cellular component: plasma membrane; voltage-gated sodium channel complex. Gene Ontology annotation, molecular function: voltage-gated sodium channel activity; protein binding. The transcript has 32 exons. The coding region runs from base 178 to 6813 and encodes 2211 amino acids.